AGUGGUCACUGCUGCCACCUUAUUGGUAGGCCCGCAAUAAAUAGCCUUUGUAGAAGAAUCCCACUUGUGGCCUCUUCCUUUCACCUCUACUCAGGCCUUUAAGGGACUCCUGAGCUCACACAGUUCAUCUGGAGUGCUGGAAAUUCUGAGAAGGGAGAAAGCCCAGCUUAUCACGUUUUGGAGAGAUCCCUGCAAGCAUUAAAGCAGUUUGAUAACCAUGGAGCAAUACAAUGUGCUGAAGAUACUUGGGGAAGGAUCAUACGGGAGAGUUCUUCUGGUUCAACAUAGAAACAAAAACCAGAAAUACGCAAUGAAAGAAAUAAGACUUCCAAAGUCUGUCCUUGAUAAAGAGAAGUCCUGGAAUGAAUCCAUUCUUUUGGCUAAGAUGAAACACCCAAACAUUGUCACUUUUUCAGAAUCGUUUGAAGCUGAUGGAAAUCUGUAUAUUGUGAUGGAAUACUGUGAUGAUGGAGAUCUGAUGCAAAAGAUUAAACUUCAGAAGGAGAAGUUGUUUCCGGAAAAUACGAUUCUAGAUUGGUUUACACAGAUCUGCCUGGGUGUCAAAUACAUUCACGACAAACGUGUGAUGCAUAGAGAUAUCAAAUCAAAGAACGUAUUUCUCACACAACAUGGGAAAGUAAAGCUGGGAGACUUUGGAUCAGCACUUCUUCUCACUAGUCCAAUGGCAUAUGCUUGUUCCUAUGUGGGAACUCCAUAUUACGUGCCUCCAGAAAUAUGGGAGAACAUGCCCUACAACAAUAAAAGUGAUAUAUGGUCUCUGGGUUGCAUUUUAUAUGAGCUGUGUACUCUUAAGCAUCCAUUUCAGGCAAAUAGCUGGAAACAUCUUAUACUGAAGAUAUGUAAAGGAUACUACAAUCCACUUCCAUCACAUUAUACUUAUGAAUUUCACUAUUUGAUAAAGCAAAUGUUCAAGAAGAAUCCCAAGAACCGCCCAUCAGCCAGCACAAUUCUUACAAGAAGCUGUCUGGCAAAGCGUAUAAGAAAUACUUCUUCAGAGAAGGAAGAAGGAAAAUAUACCAGCAACAAGAAUUCAGAAGCUAGUUUCUGUGAAAUGCAACGGGAGAAAAAAAUUGUGGAUAAAAAAGUCUCCCCAGAAGCUGAUUUACGAAACCCACAAAGACGACAGUGGGAAAAAGGAAGGUCCAGUACAGUGAUGAAUGUCCUAGAAAAUGCAUCUUUAUUGUCUUCUAGUAUUCCAAUCCAGGAAGAAACAAGUGGCUUCGUGAGAAAAUACGAUGAAAAUAUUGUGCGUAAGCAGUGGUCUAAGGAACCUCCUGAAACCUUGAUGAAUAUUCUCCACAAUGCUGAUAUUAGCUUAGCUUUUAAAACAUACACAAUCUACAAAGCAGGUUCAGAUGACCCACUGAAAGGACCACUUACUGAAGACACAGAAGCAUCUGACGAACCAGAUGGGGAUAUAAUUAUGGAAGAUACAGGGAGACUUGAACCUAGAUCAGAUGAGGAAGAUACGGAUUUUGAAGCAGAAGAUGAUCCAGACUGGGUUUCUGAACUGAAGAGUAUGACCAAAAUGAAAUGAUUUAAUAACUUAAUGAUGGAACUUUAAAAAAAUACUGAUGGUUGAUGCAAAAAAGAAGAAGAAGAAGAAUGAUGUACGGAAUGAUUGGAAAUAAUUUGUAAUUUACAACAGAAAUUCCAGACAAAUUUGUCAAACAGCAAAUACGUACUAAUUAAGCUGAUUUCAAGUGCUUCUUUGGUAAGAAAAAACAGCAUUUCGGGAAUAAUUGUGAACUUUUCCCUUAAAUGUUUUUUUCCUAAAAGUACCCCAAAGCAUUAUUCUUACAAGAAAGAAAUACAGUAUACAUUAGUAUACUGGAGGCAGAAUAGCCAGGUAUGGUUGGCACUGAAAUAAAUUAAACCCCUUCAGUUAGAUACACAUGGUACUAUUGGAAAUACAGAACUGCAUUCCUUCAGACUCGGUAAUGCUGCAGUCUCAGGCUGGAUCUACACUGCCCUAUAUCCCAGGAUCUGAUCCCAGAUUAUCUUCUUUGAACUGGAUUAUAUGAGUCUACACUGCCAGAUAAUUUGGAAUAAGAAGGUAAUCUGGGAUCAGAUCCUGGGAUAUAGGUGUAGAUCCAGCCACUGUUGUCCUUUGCUUCUGCUGUCUCUGAAAUACUUCAUUUUGAACCAAAAUCAAUUGGUUUUCUAUAUCAAGGUUGGGAAAAGUGCAACCUGUAGGGUAGUGGUUCCCAACCUUUGGGCCUCCAGGUGUUUUGGACUUCAACUCCAAGAAAUCCCAGCCAAUUUACCAGCUGUUAGGAAUUGUGGGAGCUGAAGUCCAAAACACCUAGAGGCCCAAAGGUUGGGAACCGAACCACUGCUGUAGGGUAUGUAGAGGACAUUUCGAUCAAAUGUGAGGUCCCAUGGGCCACCUCUGCUCUAUAUGACUGUUCCUAUAUGUUUAUUCUGAAUUAUUGUAAUUCUUCUGCAUAAUGGUAAUGUUGUUAAUCUGCACUGAGCACAUCAGUGGAAAAAAUGGGAUAUAAAUCUGGUAUGAGAAUCUUUUCAGCUCUUCUCUGUCAUAAUAAAAAACAAAUAAGCCCCUUCAGUCACCAUCCUUGCCUAAUUUUGCAAUUGUUUUUUUCUGAUACUGUUCAGUCAUAGCAGUGUUUUAUGGAUAACAUACUGUCAGUUUUAUACACUGUUUUAUAUUGUAUGUUGUGCUUUUAAUAAACCAGUUCUUGAGUAUUCUUAAAUACA
Molecule: messenger RNA, 2739 nt
Organism: Anolis carolinensis (green anole)
Lineage: Eukaryota; Metazoa; Chordata; Lepidosauria; Squamata; Anolidae
Gene: nek3
Product: NIMA related kinase 3
Exons: 14
Coding region: 218-1558 (446 amino acids)
Biological process (GO): protein phosphorylation
Molecular function (GO): protein kinase activity; ATP binding
Source: RefSeq, a predicted model, not a curated record